AUGGCUGCGAGCGUCGAGGUUCAGACUUGCAGUGCACUAUGGCAAGACUACUUGGCCUCCGCAUUUUCAGUGUACCGUGGUCAGGAUCUCGGUUCAGCCUGGACGACUAGUCUCGCAACAGUAACACCUACUGUCACAGGCACGGAGACAAUCUAUACAACUUUCAGUCCCGCCAGCGAUGUCUUUACGAUUGGCCUGGGCUUUGGGGCUUCGAAACCGAUCACGUAUACGCCUGUAUAUGCUUUGGGAGAUCCAGCGGUGAAUACAUACACCAGUAUCGACACCAUCAAUGCAUACACUCUCACGGAGAUCCUGGGCCCCACCCCAACUUGCAAGUUUACAAGGGUGACUUCGGACGGUCCUCCAUCGACAGACUGUGGUCGGUGCACUCUGGUAGGCGGCACAGUCGAGCUCUUUUACUGGCCGACCGCGACGAACAAUUACACAAGCCAAAAUAAAAGUCCUGCUACAGCUACAUCUACACCACUUUCUACCAUCCUCAAUGGAACAACGCUACUCUCACCAACUGCCUAUAUCUCUUUCCAGACAGCUUACGCCACUAACAGCUGUAGCCGUGUCGGCAUCGCGCACACUGGUGCCAUCAUCGGUCUGCCGCCCUCGGAGGUCUCUACUUUAGUUCACUGGGGUGGCAAAGCCGCCGCUUCAGGCGCAAACCAGUAUGGUCCGCUCGAUUAUGCUGACCUGACUGGCCUUCCACCGGCGUCGGUAUACGAGAGCCAGCAAUCAUGCCAGAUCGGUGGGUGUCGAACGAUCUAUCCGACUUUGCAGCCUACGCUUGUGGUACCUAAUCAGAUGAGAGCGUUGGACCAGGCUUGGCAGGAUUGUGGGCUGGGCUUGGAAGGGUUAUAUGAUCCUCCUAUCGCGCUUACACCACAGCCUGUGCUGGCUAUGCCUACGGUUCCAGCUUCUCCUGGCAACUUCAGAUGCAUCGCCGGAGCCAGCACCGACAAGAAGCACUACCUUCGUAUCGACCAUAUCGUUGAGCUUGGGAAGCACACAGGAGUCUAG
Recurvomyces mirabilis is the source of this 1029-nucleotide messenger RNA. RefSeq lists its product as uncharacterized. The transcript is spliced from 2 exons. Bases 1 to 1029 code for a protein of 342 amino acids. Lineage: Eukaryota; Fungi; Ascomycota; Dothideomycetes; Mycosphaerellales; Teratosphaeriaceae. The record is from RefSeq and is a predicted model, not a curated record.